AUGUUUUAUAAUAAAGAGAAUCAUAAUAAUAAUAAUAAGAAAAAAGAUCCAGAGAGAUUUAAGAAAAGGGACGAUACUUUUUCGACAUACAAAGAAAACAUAAAGAGUUUCAACAAUAGUCAUUUGUCAUCUUGUGAAGAGAAAAAAGAUAAUAUAAAUAAUAAAUGUAAUAUAAAUUAUUUUGUUUAUACUUCUGAAUUUGAAGAUCUAUAUAAUAAAGAUAAAGAUUUUUUAGGAGAUAUAAAUAAUACCUAUCAUAAACAAAGAAAAGAAAAUUUGUUUUAUAGAAACAAUAGUAACCUUUCUGAAAACACUGAAGAGUCUAGUAGUAAUAAUUUUGCAGCUUCUCAUAAUAUAAAUAUCGAGGAGAAAAAUUUGAAUAAGAAGAAAAAAUCAACAAAGGAUAAAAAAAAAAAUAAGGAACUUAAUAACGUAUAUAUAAAGGAUAAAAGUGAAUUGUAUAAGGCUCAUAAAUUAUAUAAUAAGAGUAAUCAACAAUAUAUAAAAGAACAGGAAAAAGAAAUACAAGAAAAGGAAGAAGUAGACCUAGACCUAGACAUAGAGGCAGAAGAAACAGAAAUAACACGACAAGUAUAUCAAAAAAAUAUAGAAUUUAAAGAAAAUAAAAAAGAACAAAAGGAACAAAAAAAAGAAGAAGAAAAAGAAAAAGAAAAAGAAACCUAUUCAAAACUAUAUAAUUUUUCAUACGAAUUAGAAAAUAACUUUUUUGAAAAAAAUAUGAAUAAUUCUCUUAACCUUACAAGAAAUAAUAUAAUGAAUUUUUGUGACUAUAAUAAAAUGAAUAAACCUUUUUCUGAAAAAGUAAAUAAAAAUUAUGUUAAAAUGAAUAUGAAUAAUGCUAGUCAUGUUAAUAGUAUGGAUAAUAUAAAUCAUGCAUAUAACAUAAAUAAGAUGAAUAAAUUUAAUAAUACGAGUAAUAUAAAUCAUAUGGAUAAUACGAAUAAUAUAAAUCAUACGAAUAAUACAAAUCAUACGAAUAAUACAAAUCAUACGAAUAAUAUAAAUCAUACGAAUAAUAUAAAUCAUAUGAACAAUAUAAAUCAUAUGAAUCAUAUGAGUGAUGUAAACCAUGUGAAUAAUAUGAGCAAUGUUAAUAACCCACAUUUUAACCACCAAUCUACACAUCUUACGAACAUGAAACAUCUGAACAAUAUGAACAGUAUGUCGAGCCUGAACAACGUGCGAAAUAAUAAUGAUUUUAUUUUUAAUGACGAAGAAAUAUUUUAUAAUUCUAAAAAAAUAAACAUGGAUAAAGGAUCCAAUGCUAAGAAGACAAAUCUUGUAUAUAAUUCAAAGAAAAGCAGUAACAUCGAAUAUGAAAAGAAUGAAAAUAUGUUAUUUAAUCAGGGCGUUAAAAAAGCUCUUGAUAUUAACGAGAAAUGUAUAAACAACAAUACUAAGAUAAAGAUAAAAAGAUUAUGUGAAAAAAUUGAAGGAUUUGAAAAAGAAAUAAAGAAUGAAAUUUUACAAAAAAAAAAUGUAGAAAAAGAAAAAAUUUAUAUAAUUAGAGAAGCUAUUAAUAAACUUGAAAAAAAUCUAAAUAAUGAAAUAAAAAAAAGAAUAGAACAUAAUAGAAAUAUUCAAAAUAUAUUUUCAUCAGAAAUUCUAAAAGUACAAGAAAAAAUAGAAAAUGUGGUACAUGACAAAGUAUAUGAAAUAGAAAAUGCUAUAAAAGUUUUAAAUGACAAAAUCAAUACUAUUAGUUCCAAUAUAGAAAAUGAAAAAGUUAAAUGUAUACAAUCUUUAGAAAAAAAAAAUAAUAAUAUAGCAAAAGAAUUUGCAACACUCCAAUCCAACUUUCAGCAAGAAAAGAUCCAUAACAAGGAAAAGGAAAAUAAUAUUUGUAAAAAGCUCGAAGAAAUUGAAAAAAAAAGCGAGGCAAAAAUAGAUACGGAGAAGAAUAUAAGGGAUAGCAAGUACCAAGAAAUCAUAUCCUACAUAGAAGAAAUAAAACGAGAGAAGAAAGGGAAAAAUGAGAACUUUCAAAAUUUUGUACUAGAAGAAAUAGCAACAAUAAAAAAUGGGUUGAUUAUGGAAUCCCAAGCAAGAGAAGCAGCAGAUGAUGAUAUUGUACAAGCUGUAAAUCAUUAUACAAAAGCGUUACAGGAUUCGUUAAGACUAAUAAAUUCUAACUAA
Plasmodium reichenowi is the source of this 2157-nucleotide messenger RNA. RefSeq names its product filament assembling protein, putative. The record is from RefSeq and is a predicted model, not a curated record. Gene Ontology annotation, molecular function: structural constituent of cytoskeleton. The coding region runs from base 1 to 2157 and encodes 718 amino acids. The transcript is spliced from 2 exons. Lineage: Eukaryota; Apicomplexa; Aconoidasida; Haemosporida; Plasmodiidae.